AAAAAUUUGGAACAAAAUUGCAACCAUAAUCUUGAGACCUUGCAACUACUAUAACUUGAUAAUAUUGACAUUGUAGCAUCGUUCAAAGUGUUAUUAUGUAACAGUUAUAUUAAGAAUUGCAACUUGACUUUCUGGAGUUCUAGUUCAUUUUUAGAACAGUAGCCCAGGAACUUAUUACAAUUUUAGAAAAUUUGCGUUUUUAUAUUUUUGACACAAUUUGGCAUUUGGAGAGUACCUGGAUGAACUCAAGGCAAAGAAACCACCGAGGGUCCAGAGAUUGAGAAUAGUCUAAGGGUGAAAAUGUUCGUCUUGAGAAACUAUAUUGUUUUACUCCCUGGAGAACUUGGAGAAGCUAACCAAGAAUACCAAUACUUCUGGAGGAACAAAAACUUGCCAUAACAUGCCUAGUCUCUCUGUUAUAACAUCCUAAUCAUAAAAACAUUCUCUGAGAGGAGACACUUUUCCACUGCUGUAUCAGAAGUGGAUGUAACCUAGGCAACCAUGGGAGUCAGGUCUAGCAAGGUGAAACAGAAUGAACUCUAUGAUGCACUCCUGGAGAGAGACAUUGAGGCUAUAUCCACACUAAUGGCAGAUGGAGUCAAUCCAAACUUCAUACUAAAGAAUACACUUCAUCCAAUAGAAGAUGGUGGUUUAGAUGAACAUGAUGGUAUGACUCCAUUGAUAUUCACAAUACACACUCACCAUGUGAAUAUGACCAGAUUGUUGCUUGAAAAUGGUGCAAAAGUUGACUAUGCCAGUUCUGUAAUGUAUGAGCGCAGUACAAACAUUAAUUUACCAAUACAUAAAGCUGUUGAAGAGAACCAGACCCACAUUCUGGAAAUGUUGAUUAAUCAUGGUGCAGAUGUAAAUUCCCAGACCAGGAUUAGGCUGUACACACCAUUACAUGUGAUUUGUAGGCAGCAUCAUGAGCGGUACAACAGAAAACAGCAACAUGAUGUAAAGUGGACGGUACAUGGGUUACUAGCUAAUGGUGCAGAUGUGAAUCUGGAGGACAAGUUUGGCAGCAUCCCCUUACACUAUGCUGUACAGAAACAGAAAACCGAGCUCAUUGAGACACUCUUAGAUGCAGGAAGUGACAUCACUCAUGAGAAUCUGCUAGGAAUGACGCCAAUCAUGAACCUUUUACGCUACAAACCAGAAGGAACAUAUUAUACUUUGCAGAAGCUAAUAAAUCGAGACCCAUCUUCAGUUAGACGUGUUUCUAAAUCUGGUGAGACAUUACUCAGCGCCCUGCUACUUAAUCCUAGUCACCAUCACCCUUGUAGACACACAUUUACCUAUGAUAUGUAUGAGAAUUCUGAAAAAGAUGGGCCGUAUAGAUGUUUGGAGUAUUUGUUAGAUAGUGGAGCAGAUGCCAAUGAGGUAUAUGAGAUUGGAUUGACUCCUUUAUGGAUGGCUAUUUUGGAGAAUAAUCAGCCAAAUAUGAUCAAAUGUUUAGUUGUUCACCAUGCUAAUAUAGACUAUACAUUUAAUAAGCUCUGCUCUAAUGCGGGGAUCAUGCUAACAAUGACACCACUUAUGUAUUGUCUGGACACAAGCGAUUUUGCAACCGCAAAGUUUCUUAUUGAAUCUGGUGCUGACACAAGUUAUUUCUGGCAGUGUAAUGUCCUCACAAAUCAGCUGAGGAGACACUUCAACGCAUAUUUAAUGCAGAAAUAUCUUGAUGAAGAGGCAGCGAUGAUAAAAUCUCUUCAACUACUAUGUAGAGCAAAAAUAAGGAGAUGUCUUGGGAAGAAUUUGAAGAAUGUGUUUAAGUUGCAAUUCCCUAAAAGACUCCAAACUUACAUAUUUAACAAUUUCUCAAUACCAAUAAAGCAUAAUAAAGAGUCUGGAAGUAUGUUUGAAAACAAUCAUUUGUAAAAUAAUACACAAAUGCAAGUUUCGUAUCACAUUAGAAAUCAUUAAUUAGUUGGUCAACAUUUACUUUUCUUUCAUUAGAUAUUAGUUCCAAAUUCCUAAGACCCUGAGGAUGACAAUUAUAAGUGUCUUGGUAUUUCUAAGGCAACAUCUGAUGUUAAGCUUUGUACCAUAAAACCCCAAAAUGUCAUAUGAUGGCAAUAAAUUAUGGCCCAACGAAUCUCAAUUUCUCCACAAAAUAACCUUGAUCCUUUUAGUAUUCUACUUUAAGGCCAAUAAACUUAAUCCAUUAUUUUUUCUUGAAGGGAUUACCUUGAAA
Messenger RNA from Owenia fusiformis, 2197 nucleotides. NCBI's taxonomy places the organism in Eukaryota, Metazoa, Annelida, Polychaeta, Sabellida, Oweniidae. The record is from the annotation of a GenBank genome assembly.